Boleophthalmus pectinirostris (great blue-spotted mudskipper) is the source of this 5337-nucleotide messenger RNA. It is a transcript of the gene slc7a3a, whose product is annotated as solute carrier family 7 member 3a. The record is from RefSeq and is a predicted model, not a curated record. The transcript has 12 exons. Gene Ontology annotation, cellular component: plasma membrane. Gene Ontology annotation, biological process: amino acid transport; transmembrane transport. Lineage: Eukaryota; Metazoa; Chordata; Actinopteri; Gobiiformes; Gobiidae. The coding region runs from base 770 to 2725 and encodes 651 amino acids. Gene Ontology annotation, molecular function: amino acid transmembrane transporter activity.
GAUACUAGCAGGAAAUCUCGUCGGAAACGUUUCUUAGGCGUGGGGCUUCCCUGAUGCUACGUUCAAUGACGCGAGAAAACACAAUGUUGACACGAUUUCUAUAAUGAUGCAAUCUUGACAAAGUAAGCCCGCCGAUUUGGCAUGGUAUUAUCCGUGUAUUACGUGUAACAACACUGCUCCGCAUCGCUCCAUGUGGGCUGUACUAAUGCAGCAGGCAACAGCAACACGCGAGCAUGCUAGUAAGUACCACAACAGUUAAGGUGUGCGCUCCAACCAUGGAUCUAUGGCUCCAACUCCCAAUCUGAUGCAACAUUGACUCACGAAGGUAGUCAUUUGGUGCAUCUGCAUGUGGUAUGGCUGUAUAGUAGGCGUAUUAUUACUAAAUACACUAGUCAAUAGACUAUACAUGCAAUAUUGCCGAAGACUACAAAGGCAUCAUUACGCGAGAUCAGGCCAGCCACGUCGCGCGUACGAGCCUCUGUGCCAGCGGGCGGUAGGACACGGGUCUGAUGAUGGACACUUGAGCAUCAUCCAACAAGAUUGACACCCAGCGUGCAAAGAAACUCUCUGACCACACAGCUGCUACUUCCUGCUCAUUAGAGUCUGAAACUCCCACGACAAAGCGGCCGAUAUCAAACUGGUGCUUAGAUUACCUCCACCAUCUGCCUCCAGCACUCUCUUCGUCCAGUCCUAGCCGUGUCAAUCACCCUCCCACGCGCAUCUCUUUAAAAAAAACAAAACACUGCUUCAAAACCCACUCACAGCAAACAUGGUGAGCAAGCUGUCUGCGUUCGGUAAGACUCUCCUCCGUCGCCGGGUAUUGGACUUUUCCGGAGAAGAGACCCGGUUCGCCCGAUGCCUGUCCACGUUAGACCUCAUUGCACUCGGGGUGGGGUCGACGUUAGGGGCUGGGGUGUAUGUCCUGGCUGGAGAAGUGGCCCGGGAGAAGGCGGGACCAGCUAUAGUCCUGUGUUUCCUCAUCGCAGCAUUAUCCUCCAUGUUGGCCGGACUGUGCUAUGCAGAGUUUGGAGCGCGGGUCCCCAAAACGGGCUCAGCCUAUCUGUACAGCUACGUCACAGUGGGAGAGAUAUGGGCCUUCAUCACAGGGUGGAACCUCAUCCUCUCAUAUGUCAUAGGUACAGCCAGUGUGGCACGGGCGUGGAGCUCCACCUUUGAUAACCUGGUGGAACAGAAGAUCUCAGGGUUCUUCAAAGCUUCGAUGGCCAUGAAGGUCCCAGGACAGGUGCUGGCUGAGUACCCCGACCUGUUCGCCCUCAUCCUGGUCGUGCUACUGACAGGCCUUCUUGCGUUUGGUGUGAGCGAGUCCGCGUUGGUGAACAAGAUCUUCACGGGCAUAAACCUGGUGGUCCUGGGCUUCGUCAUCAUCUCUGGUUUCGUGAAGGGUGACCCAGCUAAUUGGAGUCUAAGUGUGGACGACUACAUUGCCUUCAGAAACACCACCAACAGCAGCGGCUCUAUCAAAGUUGAGGAGGAGUUUGGCGUGGGCGGUUUUGCUCCGUUCGGUAUGACUGGAGUUCUCUCUGGAGCUGCCACCUGCUUCUACGCCUUUGUGGGCUUUGACUGCAUUGCAACCACAAGUGAAGAGGCCAAGAACCCAAUGCGUUCCAUCCCUAUUGGCAUCGUAGCUGCUCUGCUCAUCUGUUUCAUUGCGUAUUUUGGUGUUUCGGCUGCUCUGACCCUCAUGAUGCCGUACUUCCAGCUCAACACACAGAGCCCUCUCCCUGAAGCCUUCUCCUAUGUGGGAUGGUCGCCUGCCCGGUACAUCGUGGCUGUGGGGUCCCUCUGUGCCCUAUCCACUAGUCUGCUGGGCUCCAUGUUCCCCAUGCCUCGUGUGAUCUACGCCAUGGCUGAGGAUGGUCUGCUCUUUCGGUCCCUGUCUCGAAUGAACCCGAGGACCAAGACUCCUCUGCUGGCCACCAUUGUCUCUGGUAUCAUUGCAGCUUUGAUGGCCUUCCUGUUUGACUUGGCUGCCCUGGUCGACCUCAUGUCCAUUGGGACGCUUUUGGCUUAUUCUUUGGUUGCCAUCUGUGUCCUUAUCCUCAGGUACCAGCCAGGUACGCUGAACUCACCCAGUCAGAUGGAGAAGCUUGUGGAGAUGGUGGGAGGGGAGAAGGUGGCGGUGACCGGAGGCGACAGCAGCGAUGAGUACGGCACAGACGAGGCUGACGAGAGGCCGCUCAAAGAGGCAUUCACCCUCAAACUGCUGUUUGUCCCAAGCUCCAAAAACCCAACACAUAUCUCUGGAAACAUUGUUUACUGCACCACUGCUAUUGUUUCCGUUUUCAUCACAGUGCUAUGCGUGUUGCUGGCUAAUUUCCCGAGCGAGUUGUUGAGUGUUCAGCCCAGGGUGUUGGUGCCUGUCAUUCUUUUGGCUGUGAUGUGUGUUCUCUGCUUCAUCAUCAUCUGUCGACAGCCACAGAGCAAAGAAGCACUCACUUUCAAGGUCCCUCUCCUCCCCUGGCUCCCUUUGUUCAGCGUCUUUGUAAACAUCUAUCUCAUGAUGCAGCUUGACAUGGGAACGUGGCUGCGGUUCACUGUUUGGAUGGCCAUUGGUUUUGCAAUCUACUUCUUCUACGGCAUCAAGAACAGCAGCGAAGCGUCGAGUCGGUCCUCACCGCGCAAAUACGAACCAGCCCAAACCAAGGCCCCCAUCUACACCGGGGCCCCAGACGACAGCGAUGUAGAAGGGGGCAACACAGCGUGACACCAUGGACUCAAAUCGUAACUAAGGUGUCAUUUUAGCAAAGUCUAAAAUGCCCUGUGCACAGUUUAUACCUCUCUGACGUGAGGCUCAAAAAGGCCAUGGGUGUUGCUGUCAAUGUGGACUCAGAUUAUAUGGUGACUUAGCGUUAGCCACCUACCGCUAAUAAACAAACAACGGACUUCACUUACAAGACAUUACCACUCUAUGCUUACAACUGGAACCUUGUUACAUAUUAUCAGCAAUCUACAUGUAUGUGCUGCUUGGAUAUCGGGCUAGAACAGUGGUUCUCAAACUUUUCACAUCAAGUAAAAAUUGUUGGAAUUACAAAAGUGGUUUGAAAUGGGCUAACCAAAGCCCAGAAGAGAACCUGGACUACAAGCUGGCAUUGUAUAAAUGGACUUCUUCAGACCUAACCCGGGUCCAAACCAGUGUUAAACUAGAGCUGAACUAAGUCAGAACCAACUAUAUCAGGACCAAAGAUAAAAUAAAUGUAAACUAAGCCACACAGGACUAAACCAGGUUUAAACAGGAACUAAAUGUUGUACAGUUUGAGAACCACUGAACCAGGGAGAUUUUCCGCCUAUUAGGACACUUGAAUUUAACUGCGUGUAUAUGUGCUUUAGGCCUGUGCGCUUACUGUUACAGCCUGUUGAAAUAUGUGUAAAAAACAGGGUAGUGCUAAAAACGCGUUGUUUACAGUCAGUUUGUCCGGGUCAGUGGCACUUCUUGACGUCAUUUUGGCUCUGUAACCCUUAACUCCCACCAAACAGCCGUCCACUACAUGCAUUAGCUGCUUUUUAAUAACAUAACUAUUGUAAUAACUGGCAUUUGGGCGCAUACUGAAAAAUGUGGCCUUUAUUUAUGUAAACUUGACAUGAAUCACUGCGUCGCAAAGAGCAUUUAAAGGUAUAACAUGCUAGAUUGUAAAUCUUUUUUUUUUUUUUUUACAUUGAAAUCCCUUAAAUAUGUUUAUCUAUCUAUUUAUUAUCUGUUCCCCUAGCAGUGGGUACUAAAUGAUUUAAUUGCUUGUUCAAUAUUACUUUACUACUGCCUUAAUUUGUUGAUAAACAAAAAAAAAAACGAAAUAAGAAGUAAGACUCUCAAAAAACCCAAAUACGAUUUAACCUUCCUAAUUCAUAGACUUUGACCCUACAUUUGAAACCUCAGCUUUAACGUACAAUGUUAGGUCAAUGGCCUCUACAUCAUUUCAACAUUUUACUCUUUUGUUUACAAAUGAAUGUCGUUUGUGGGUGUGUGGCUUUCAGCCAAUCACAGCUCACUGAAAAAAAAAAACACUGCUAAACUGGUAUGAAGUGAGCCUGAGAUCAUUCAAAGCAGAUAGGGCAGAAGGCCAAGUAUUUUUCAAAUAAAUCCUGCAUUUUAUAUUGUUAAAUGCUCUAUAGAUAUCCGUUAGCCAUGUCAAAACUUGAAAACUUUUAAGAAGCAACUCUAUCAAGUUUAAAGAUAUUUAUAAUUGUCUGUGAAGAUCUACUGCAGUGUAAUUUAUUCUGCUUAUUCAUUUGUUAUGGCCGAUCCCCAAAUAUCCACAGAUCUGACGAAACUUGAGAUUUGCACUUAUACACACAAAAUCCCAAUCUGAAUCAAACUUUUAUACAUUUUUUCUGUCAGAACUGAAGUGGGGUCUGCAUCUACAGUUUAACUAAUAUAGUUUUGUCUUCUACUGUAUUUUCUUCUUGUGAGAGGAUGUAUCUUAUCACAAAUGUCUAGUUUCAAUGGAAACGUGUCUCUGGCAGCUUUGUCUGUUGAGCUCCCAUAUUUUCUAUUAGUACAUGUACAUUUACUCUUUCUCUGUUAGAAUUGUUAAUAUUUAAAUGUUCAUAAUAUUUUUGGGACUAGCUUUUCUUUGCUUAUCAAUCAUUAGACAUGUAUUUUAUGUUGCAUAUUAGUGUAAUAUGUAUUUGAACUUUAACUUCAAUGAACUUUAAUGAAAUAAUUGUAUUUUUGUGAUUUUUCUCUGACCAAAUGAACAUGUUUUGUAAUUUUUUUUCCCAAAACAUAAAUGACUGCGAAACCCAGUCUCUAAAUUAUGUAUUUUUAUUUUAUUUUAUUUUUGUAACAUUUUGUCCCUAUGCUGGAAAAAAAUGAAAUAUUGUUCAUAGCUUUUGUGGCUUUAUUGAAGUAAUUUUAGCCUGUACAGUAUUAGUGUUUAACUGUAUUUUUUGUAUUGUAAAUUAUAACUUGAUUUGGCUUUUGUACAUUCAUUUCUCUGAAAUUGACAUAUUGCUGCUGUAAGUAAAACUACUUAUUUUGAGGAAGAAUUAGAAUACAGCCACUGUUACAGACAUUUUUUUUGGAAACUGUGCCUAAAUAACUAUGUCUUACUUUAGGCCUUGGGCGGGGUCAGACUAUGGAGAAAUAGCUAGUUUUGAGAUGUCUACAAAAUUAGCUUGAUUUGUAUGUAAAAGGUAACUUGAAUCCUGCUCUUGUGCCUCGUUCAUAGUCAGUGCUAUAUCACCCCCUCUAUGCUUUGGCAUAAUAAUCAAUUUAACUACUUCUGUCUGUUUUAUAUCUUGUAAAUAUGGCUGUCAUGUACAAAUGAACUGUAUUUUCAAUUUUUUUUUAAUAAAUAAAAUGGCAAUUCAUCCUUACAA